AUGAUCUGCCCCGGCAUUGUAUUCAUUGAAAACGAGUCAACCGCACGCAAGAUCAGGAGCCGGGCGCCAGAAACGAGAGUGGAUCAUGGAAGCCUGGCCUCGUCGGUGAUGAUGGCAGAUACUGGUAGUGGUGGGGUUGAGAGCGCGAAAGGGACGCGGCGUGGCGGUGCAUCGACGUGCUCGGUGCAGCCCUAUAGGCGACUAUACGCGGCCGUGCCACUAUUGGGGUGCAGCCAGAGUGGUGGCACGGGGCGGAGCGAUGCCGAUAGGAGGGUUGCAGCCGGCCUCUCGCCGGCUGCUUUUUCGGAGGGUUGGAUCAGCGCGAUGCUCGAUGCGCGCCGCGAACCCCCGAAGCCCGACGACGACCUGCAACUACCAGCGCCUACGAAUAGCCGGCCGCGGAUCGUCCUCGAUGCAAGCUUGCUUCCUUCGACCUUUGCUACCCUACGUCGAGAUCCUGUGUAUCUAGCGCUAUGA
Molecule: messenger RNA, 477 nt
Organism: Heterotrigona itama
Lineage: Eukaryota; Metazoa; Arthropoda; Insecta; Hymenoptera; Apidae
Source: the annotation of a GenBank genome assembly